AUGUGGCUCAAGUGUAACCCGUCAUUGUUGUGCUGUCUUGCAGAUAACUUCCUUUUUAGCGAUGAAAUCAUAGCCAAUGGUUUUCACUCCUGUGAUAGUGAUGAAGAUGACAGAGCCUCACAUGCAAGUUCUAGUGAUUGGACCCCAAGACCACGUAUAGGUCCCUACACUUUUGUUCAGCAGCAUCUCAUGUUAGGUACAGACCCACGGACAAUUCUGAAAGACCUGCUACCAGAAACAAUCCCUCCACCUGAACUGGAUGAUAUGACACUGUGGCAAAUUGUUAUAAACAUUCUUUCAGAACCACCCAAAAGAAAAAAACGAAAAGACAUUAACACUAUUGAUGAUGCUGUGAAACUUUUACAAGAAUGCAAAAAAAUAAUGGUCUUGACUGGAGCUGGGGUGUCUGUGUCUUGUGGAAUACCUGACUUUAGAUCAAGAGAUGGCAUCUAUGCACGCCUUGCUGUAGACUUCCCAGACCUUCCAGAUCCUCAAGCAAUGUUUGAUAUAGAAUACUUCAGAAAGGAUCCCAGGCCAUUUUUUAAGUUUGCAAAGGAAAUCUAUCCAGGACAAUUCCAGCCAUCUCUCUGUCACAAGUUCAUAGCUUUGAUGGAUAAAGAAGGAAAACUACUUCGCAACUAUACUCAGAACAUAGACACAUUGGAACAGGUUGCAGGAAUCCAAAGGAUAAUACAGUGUCACGGUUCCUUUGCAACAGCUUCCUGCCUGAUCUGUAAAUACAAAGUCGAUUGUGAAGUUGUUCGAGGAGAUAUUUUCAAUCAGCUCGCUAUCAUGAAGCCAGACAUAGUGUUCUUUGGAGAGAACUUACCUGAGCAGUUCCAUCGUGCCAUGAAGUACGACAAAAAUGAAGUUGAUCUCCUUAUUGUUAUUGGGUCUUCACUGAAAGUAAGACCAGUAGCAUUGAUUCCAAGUUCCAUCCCCCAUGAAGUGCCUCAGAUCUUAAUUAAUAGGGAACCUUUGCCUCAUCUACACUUUGACGUGGAGCUUCUUGGAGACUGUGAUGUUAUUAUUAAUGAAUUAUGUCAAAGGCUAGGUAGCGAAUACACAAAACUUUGCUACAACUCAGUAAAACUUUCAGAAAUAACAGAAAAGCCUCCCCGAACGCACAAGGAGCUUGAAAUACACUCAGCCGAGCUACCGCCUACCCCUUUAAACAUUUCGGAAGACUCUAGUUCACCAGAAAGGAUGACUCCACCAGAUACUUCGGUGGUGUCUUCAGAACACCCAGCUGAAUGUAAGGUAGAAAACUGUGAUCCUGCCUCAGAAACUAAAGGGACCUGCACAGAGGAAAAGCUUCAGGAGACACAGACAUCAGAAAACCCUGAAAAUCCUACUAGUGAAUUAAUGAACUCUGAAACAAUGAAGGAAAAUGGAUCUAACAAUGGAGAAAAUAAAGAAAAAAAUGAAAUAUUGAAGAAGUGCUGGGUAAACAGAUCUGCGAAAGAACAGAUUAGCAAAAGGCUGGAUGGUACUCAGUAUCUAUUUUUGCCACCAAAUCGCUAUAUUUUCCACGGUGCUGAGGUUUACUCAGAUUCUGAAGAUGAUAUCAUAUCUUCUAGCUCUUGCGGGAGUAGUAGUGAAAGUGGUUCAUGUCGUAGUCAGAGCUUAGAUGUGGAGGAUGAGAGUGAGAUCGAAGAGUUUUACAAUGGCAUAGAGGAUGAGGAUGCUCCUGAAAGGGAAGAGGAACCUGGAUUCGGGGAAGAUGGAGUUGAACAAGAUGAAUCGGCAGCCGAUGAAUCAGCUUAUGCAAAUGAAGCUGCAGGGACUGAUCAUCCAAGCAACAAGUUGUAAAGUGAUCACUGACUGGUUACAGGAACUUUCCACCAGCAUUAGGAGCUUUGGCAUGUCAGAAUGAAUGUUUACGUCUGAAUUUAGAGCAACAAAACCAUAAGGAUGUAGUGUUUAUAAACAACUAAAACAGAUUUUCAUGCUUAGUUUUUUACCUUUUUCAAUAAAUUCUAUUACUGCGCA
Nipponia nippon (crested ibis) is the source of this 1992-nucleotide messenger RNA. NCBI's taxonomy places the organism in Eukaryota, Metazoa, Chordata, Aves, Pelecaniformes, Threskiornithidae. The record is from RefSeq and is a predicted model, not a curated record.